AGGAUGGCCCUACAGCCCAUGCCCACAGUAGGACAGCCCUAGGAACAGGACACGUGAGCAACUCUGAAAAGCACAGCAGCAAGCCAAGAGGCCACCAGGAGUACCAAAGCUCUUCUUCUAGAACUCCCGAGGCGGGGUGUCUUGCAGAAACACACUGUCAAGGAAGGACUUCCAGAGACCUUCCUGUGUCUUGGCAGCCACAGCUUCGCCAAGAGGCUUAGUCCAUGUCCAUAAGGAGGACUGUCUUUAGCUGCGGACCCGGCUAAGAUUGAGAGGAGGACUGUACUAAAUUCUUCAGGAGAAACAAAGAACCUAGGUAGUAUGCAGCUCAGCAGUGGCCAUCGGUGGCUUCUGUCAUUAGCCGUAAAGUCUCUGUGUGAUCCUCUCUUGCACUUCUUUCCUCUGCCUGCUGUGAACUCCGCUGCUGAAGAACAGGGGGCUGGAGAGAGGAAACGCCCGCCCACAUAGCGGCUGAGAUGAGUGGACUCCCUUAAGCAUCUGACAUGACUCAGAGGUGGGGGCACAUAUGCGACAGGCUCUCUUCUCUCAGGAAGUGUGCUUCUGCAAGAUGACAGACCUGAUGCACACACCCUGAAGCCCACUCUGUGUGCCAGCUGCCAGCCCAGGCUACACUCGUGGAAACCAAGAAGCCACCACUGGACCAGGAGAUGCAUGCAUGACUAUGGGACCUCCCAUCCUGUCUUAGUUAGGGUUUUACUGCUGUGAACAGACACCAUGACCAAGGUUUUUAAGUCAACCCUCCUUAGCAUGGUCCUCUCAGCCCCAAAGUGGUAGAGACCACAUCUACUGGAGCAGAGGACAGCAGGAGGGCAGUGGCUCCCUGUGUCCCAGGGAUCAGGAAGAAGUGGAGGUCAGAAGAAUGGCUCAGGCUCACAGUCUGCCCAUUCAUGUGAGAGAGAGUCCAUGGGAAGUUGCCAGAAGGACAGAGCAUGUGAUGAAGAAUGCCCUUUGGGAAGCAGAGCUGAGAAUGCCGACUCCUGCUAAGUGGCAGGACAUGACCUUGGAAAGCUGGAAGCAGCCAAGGAAGUUAGGGAGGCAAGCGUCUGAUGGUGAUGGACAGAAAAGAUCCCAGGAAAGGUUCGAGGAUCUGUACCAGUUUGUCCAUGGAGAGCACAUGCUGACAUCUCAGAACAGAAAGAAAUCCCAGUCACUGCCCCGAGCUCUUUCCCCCAAGAGCCUGAAUUUCACAGAAAUUCCUGUUCCACUACAUGAUGGUCACAUAACAGGUGUCCCAAAAGUGCCACCAUACCCUCCCAGCUGCCCACCGCCUUUGGAACCCACAAGGAACCUUGAGAAGACUAGUUCCUCAGGCCCUUUUCCCAGGCCUAAGUUUGGGAAACCCCUUAAGACUCCAUGCCAUGGCUCACAACCACAGCCCAGGGGAGAAGGUGGGUUUCAGGACCACCAGCACAGGGACCCACGUGGCUGCCAUCCAACAAGGAGUAAGGAUCCUGGCCAUGAGUUGGGUAUGCUGGAUACUGGCUUGGAGCCCCCUGUGUAUGUGCCUCCACCUUCAUACAGGUCACCCCCGCAGCACAUUCCAAACCCCUACCUUGAAGAUCCCAUUCCCAGGCAUGUGAGCAGCAGCCAGAGCCAGCAGCAGCAACUACCUGAGAAACCUGAGGCCGACUGUCUGCUUCCUUCUGGCUCCCUUGCAGCUAGGGAUCUCUACAAUGCAAUGCCUGGCUCUCCUCCUCCAGGUCCUCCUCCACAUCCUUAUCCCAUUGCCACCCAUGGGGAUUCUAUUCAGUACAUUCCUUUUGAUGACCCACGGAUCCGACAUAUCAAACUAGCUCAGCCCCCAGAGUUCUAUGAAGAGGCAAGGCUCGAGGACACAUCCUACAACUCUGGUUUCAUUGCUACCCAGGAACCAGCUCUUGGGAAAAGACAGUACAAUGAUGCCCUUUCAGCACCACGGGGCCCAAUACUCCCACCAGUCAAUGAGCGGGGGUCUGCCUUCGCCCAUUCCAGUCCCCAGUGGCUGCAGGGCCAGCUCCCCAUGGCCAGUGAACCUGGAGGCUUCCCUGGCCAAACAGAGCAUCAUGGCAUGCGAGGAUUAACAGCUGAUGUGAGAGACAGCAAGGUAGAAAGCCACGCCUCUUCUCCACAGCCACAGAGUGAGGGAACCUGCAGAACCCACACGAAGCUCAGAAAGUUUGAAACUGGGAUUCAGAGCAGGAAAAGUUCAAAGAAAAGUAACGCAACCAUAUUUUGUUUGGUUUCUGUCCCAGUUAAAUCUGAGUCACUUGUGCCAGAUACGGAUACAAACAACAAUGACUUAAAGCUGGGAGCUGAUAAGAACCAUGGGCUGUAUCAGGGUCCAGCCCUGGAGGAGCAGAGUCUGCUGAGUAUGUCUUCCACUGACCUGGAGCUGCAAGCCCUCAUGGGAAGCAUGGCCUGGAGAAGAACAUCCCCAAGGCAAGUUCUGGGGGAGUCAGAAGAUGGCCAAACUGAUGACCCCAGAACCCUCCACCUCAUCAAACCCAGAGAACUCCGGGCUUCCGGCUCAUGGCCAGGACACCAGUACAGAGAUCAGCAGACCCAAACCAGUUUCCCCGAAGACUCCAAAAGCUCACAGCUCCUCCCUGCCACAAAGCCAGGAGAGGCCAGCAAUGCAGCACUGACCCCAACAUGCCCAGAUGACACUGCCUCUGAAGUACACCUGCAUGCGGCCUUAGCAUCCAGUGACCCCAGUCAGAAGCCCAGUGUACCUCACCUCCGCGGGCAAAUGUCCCUCAGCCCAUCUCGAAAUAGUGCUUUCUCAAGGACUUCCUCAACCAUAAACCAGACGUCUAUGCCCAAAGGGGCUUCUGGCCAGCUCCCUAGUGCCAACCCUGUACCCAAGCCAGAGGUGGUGAAGGGGGAGUCCACAGUAGGCCAAUGCAAUAGCACACAACUCUUUGGUCAGUUUCUCUUGAAACCAGUAAGCCGGCGGCCCUGGGAUCUGAUAAGUCAGUUAGAAAGCUUUAACAAGGAGCUUCAGGAAGAGGAAGAAAGCCAUGGUGUUAGCAGUGGGGGCGAUAGUGAAGACAGUGAGGCAGAACAGCCAGAGGACUGUGCUGACUCCAGUGCCAAGACCAGGGGCCACCAGGAAACUAGAAGAGAACAGCGGCCUGCAGAGCUGGCACUGGGGGAAGCAGGGCCCCCAGGAGGAAGACUUGGUGAGUCACAGAGUCGGAGUAAGGAACCCAAACCUGGCCACCCGUGUGCCCGUUCACAGGCUCUGGGGCCAUCACAGGAGGAAGACAGCAGAGGCGUUCCAGUCCAGUGGGGACAUGGAAACCUGUCUGCAGAGCAGAAAAGCCAGGAGGCUUUGAAUGGGAUGUGUGAGCGAGACAUUAGCCCAAGGCCUGUGAGCAGGAUUGCGCCGGUUGACACACAAGCAGCCUCUUUGUUCUGUCUGGCAGAACCGAGAGGAAGUCAAGAACUCACCAAAGUCAACGAUGCUUUAGGGUCUGUGGAGCUGGGCAGAGAGACUCCCAUAAGGGUGGAUAAUGGUGGGGACACCGAGGUCCUACCCUGUGUCCUGCCGCCCCUUGCUGACAGAUGUCGAGGACUCUCAACACCGAACUUUCCAUCUUUAGAGCUCACACUGGGACAAGAACAGCGUGCCUAUAAAUCAGAGUGUCAGGGUCUAGACAACACCGUGGAAGUCCUUCCAAGUGAGUCUCUGCAGGAAAGGGCAGAGAGGAUCCUGGGCAUUGAGGUAGCCGUGGAGUCCCUUCUGCCAGGUGCCAGGAGAACAGAACAGAGCCAGCUCCCCAAGCCUGGUACAAGUGCCUGCAGCCCAAGAUCAUCCAGAGAGGACUCACAGCCCAGCUCGGCAUCCCCAGAGGACCCCACAGUGGCCACUGAUGCUUUCUAUGGCAGGAGGAAGUGUGGCUGGACUGAGAGUCCUCUUUUUGUAGGAGAAAGGGCCCCCCAGGCUGCUGUGUGCUCAGAUGUGGAUGGGUUCCCUACAAGCCAGGCCACCAGUCCUGAGCCUGAGAAAAAGAAAGAGGCGAAACCACCCUUCAAGUCCACUCUGUUCCAUUUCAUGGAAAAGUCCACAAAUGUGGUGGGCCCUGAAAAGAGGCUCAGAAACUCUUCCAACGUAAUCGAGAGCUCACAAGGAAAACUGGUGUCACUCCCUAAGAGGGCAGACUCAGCUCGCUUGGUCAGAAUGAGGGAGGUAAACUCCUUGUCUCAGAUGAGGUGUCUGAGCUCCAAGAGUGCAGACUCCAUGGAGGAGCCGGACCCCUUAAAGGUCAUCAAGAGUUCAGCCUGGCCGUCAGAAGGCCUUACUUCCCCGAGUGGUAAAGAUCAGGCCUGGCAAGCAGAGUACCUGCCCUCUGUCUCUCAAAACGAAAACGGACACCCUGAAGUGAUAAGGGAGAAAAUGUCAGACCAGGACUUGUGGUGUGCAGAUUCCUAUGAUCCUAGCCGAGUAGAGAGGGUGUGACGGCUGCCCGUGGAGCUCCCAGCACCUCGGCUAGCAGAGCGUUCUCUGGUUGAGCCACCUGUCUUGCUCAUGCUGAAGCUGGAAACUGGGGUUUGCAGUGUCCGACUCAUCCUUCGACAGCCAUCCCUACGAUUGUUACGGAGAUAAAGUGGUGGUCUGUGGGCACCGUCUGUCUCUAUAGCAUGGAUAUGUAAUUCAUAUAUUUAGAACAAAGUAUUUACACCAGUUCCCUUCUGGGGCAUAAGGCCAACCUGGCAAAUAGCUUUGUAUAAAUCUGGUGUUAGGUGAAAAAUCAAACACGGAAGCAGUGGGUGAUUCUGAUUGUACCCUGAUCUCAUCCAUUCCCUGCCACAUCUCCCCAGCCCUCGCUCACAUUUAGGAGCGUGGCCCAGGAGUUUGGCCUCGAACAGUGUAAGAGGAAUGUGAAUUAGUACAUACGACCCGUUUUUAUUCCUGAAUCUUAGUAACGUGUGAGCUAACUGCCGUGAAACUCACAAUGGCUCCUCGGUGUUCAGAAGGGUCACACUCGCUGUCACUCCCCCUCGAGGUGAUGCCUUGGCAUCGGGGCAGACGUGCUGCGCUCUGCUUUGCACUCAGUCUCCAUAGGUUUACCUUCUGUGUGAAUGUUUAGAAUUCUCUCUAUGAAAAAUGAUGGCUGGUUUAAAAUAGACCAUGGUAACAAAGUAACUUUAUUGCUUUUUAUAAAAUUGCUAUUUUUCUAUGAUGUAUAAACAGUUCUUAGGUGGCAGAUUUUUAAGGAAGUGCUAUUUUAUUUAAGAGUCUAUCCCUGUGUGUGUGAGGGACCCAAGAGGGCCCACCCUGGCUCUAAAGCCUUUAUCCCGGCUCCAACUUCAGCUCUGCUCCUUUUCACAGUGUCAUCGAAAACCAAUCACAUGUUCAUUAAUUCUCAUAAAGAUGUUUGCACAGGCAGAGCUGCAAGAUUACAUUAGAAGAUACCAUUCUCAAAAUCAGCCCACAACUUCAUGGUCACCUUGCAGCCGUGCCCACUAGACUUGCCAAACCCCAUCCUUUCAUCUUUGUAUUCCUGUGGGGAAUUUGCCCUAAGAAGAGACUGUUCUCCUGCCUACCUACCGCCUUGCUCCUUUAAAGAAACAUAUAUUUUUGUCUAGAAUGACCUGAUUAAUUAAUCUUGCAUAUUCUGAAAAGUGCUUGGGAACCGUACACAGGUGGCAUACUGUGUGAGCAUACACCAUGACAGACGUAUAAAGAGGCCUAUGGUUCCACUCUUGCAUUUGCCUGCAUAGUUCGUGAAUUUUGUGCCAUUUCACCCUUCUGCCUGAGGAAGGUAUUCUUGUUAGCUGACAUUUUCCAAAGCCUUUGUCCCCUUUCUUCCCCUCUUACCUAUCUCCCUGUCCUCCCCACCACCACCCCAUCCUUGCCUCUCUAUCUCUAUUAGUUUUUUGGGACAUUUAGUUAACCUGUUUUCGGGCAUGCCAAGUUUCUGCAGUGUGAGCCCAUGGCUGGUCAGUCCUCUGGUCCUAAGCUCAAACAGGACUUUGACAGUCUCUUAUGUACACCAUAUCAUUUUAUUACCUAAGAACCUCACAUGCACUGACUGGACAACACAAAGCAGAGUCCAAGUAGCCUCGGCACACCUUCCCAGAUGCACACAUCUGCAGUCUUCCUGACACACCAUCCGAGACGCACACAUCUGCAGUCUUGGUUUGCACCUAUUUCUCAUGGUCGCCCUUGUCCAGAGCUUGGCUCUCAUGGGAAGGGGUGUGGCCUGUAGAUCUCCCUGGGGCAGCGGGUAAGCAGGCUGGUGGUCUGCAAUGGUGGUUGAAUCAUCUGCUAGGGGCAAGUGAAGGCUAAGUUAUACUGGACUCUGUGGGGCUGCACUUCCCUCCUUAAAAGAAAAAAGUGAAAGCAGCCGUUUGCAUGUGUACACAUGUGUACACAUGUGAAGACCUCAGUGCAUACCUGUGUACCCGUGUACAUGCUGUAAUGACCUCUGUCAAGUAACCUGAUACCAUCUAAAGACUGUGAGAGAGAGAAGGAUCCUGAAGGAAAACUGUCGUGCCUUACGUAUCUCAGUCUGAAACAAGCUGUGUUUCCGUAUUGUCUUGUUUGAAAUUGCUUUAUACUUUCCUGCAGCUGGUCAGUCACGUAAUGAACAUUAUAAUUUAACCCUAGUUUUUCCCAUAUUCAAGCCCAUGAGCAAAUGUUUGGGAAAGAAGUGGUAAUGUUAAACUUAGAAACUUGAAAUUUUGACCUGUAACUUUUUAUACUUCUAGGUAAUGUAUAUCCGACCAAAAACCAUUUUGCCAAGGUCUUAAGGUCAAUACUAACCAACAUUCUGUAUGUAAAUUUCGUGUGUGCCCUAACCACCAUUCCAUAUGUUAAUUUCAUGUGUGCCCGUGGCUUUUUGGUAGAAAAAGAUUUCCACAUUCUGUAUUUGUAAUUAUUUUUCUCAUUACAUAUGUUGGUUUGGUAUUCAAUAAUUUGGAGUUUGUAAAAUUUAAAGUUCUAAUUUCAACCAUUUGAACUAAAAAGUACAGGAGGAAUUAUGCCUGUGGUUGUUUUGGAACAUACAGACAUGAUGGGGAAGUGGUUUCUUUGGCUUCUUUAGGGGAAAUUGCCUGAAGGACUGUAAACGAGGUAUCUUACUUAUUCUUACAAAUACUUACAGUUGUGUUUCUGUAAGCCCCAGGAACCCUCUAAAGAUGCAACCAGCCCCUACAAGGGACCACCAGAAGUAUUUCCAUAAUUAUAAACACUUAUUUCCUUUAUUAAUAAAGACCCUGAAUGUGCAUCA
This is a messenger RNA of Rattus norvegicus (Norway rat), 7238 nucleotides long. RefSeq names its product junctional cadherin 5 associated (gene Jcad). Gene Ontology annotation, cellular component: cell junction; cell-cell junction. The record is from RefSeq and is a predicted model, not a curated record. Lineage: Eukaryota; Metazoa; Chordata; Mammalia; Rodentia; Muridae. Gene Ontology annotation, biological process: positive regulation of sprouting angiogenesis.